AUGCCCCAGGCUGCGAAGCCUUCUGGCUUCGUGCUCCAGAAGAGGCUGAGGAAUUACGCCGUCGUGGACCAGGCAGCGUUGGGCCAGGCCAUUGCAGCUUUCGAGGAGGACAAGCGGGCCGUCGACCGAGUCGCGGUCGCCCGCGAGGUGGCGCUGAAGGAUGCCGAGGCUGCCAAGGAGUGCUGCCGGUUGGUGGAGGCCGAGCUGGAGAUCAUGCGCAAUGAGCACGCGGUCGAGGCUCACGGUCGCAAGGCAGAGCAGGAGAAGAUGAAGGCCCAGGAAGACGCAGUCAAUGGUCGCGACGCCGAGCUGGAGCAGUCGGUGAGGGCGCAGGCCGCAGAACGCAGCCGCCUGGAGAAGCUGGAGAAGAAGGUGGAGGCGGAGAAGGCCCAGCUGGAAGCCAAAGUGAAGGUUCUUGCUGAGGAUCGCGCGGCCUUCAAGUCUCUUGAGGAGGGCGUCGUCGACGGGAUUGGCCCCGCGGUGGAGGGGGAAGCCCGCGCGCUCUCCUCAUCUCCCCUGACGCGCGUCUUCAGCCACCUCCAUCUUCGUGACCCUGAUGCUGACCUUGGCGAGCUGCUCAAGCCCGUGGAGGAAGGGCGCUGCACAGCCGCUGCCGAAGUUGUGAAGGACCAGGUGGAGGCCCUGUUGAAGAAGUUCCUCGCCAUCAACCCUGCACCUCCAGCCGAUGGUGCCGCCAGUCCUGCGACCAAGCUCAAUGACACGACUGACGGCGACGCUGCCGACGGGAAGGCGCUCCCUGACGACGGCACCCAAGGCUGA
This is a messenger RNA of Aegilops tauschii subsp. strangulata, 780 nucleotides long. The record is from RefSeq and is a predicted model, not a curated record. Lineage: Eukaryota; Viridiplantae; Streptophyta; Magnoliopsida; Poales; Poaceae.